GAGACGAACCAAUGGCGUUGCGAGUCGUGGUGCUACGGCUCAGGAAUGCGGCGUCGUCAACAACAGUCAGCUUUCCGCGUCGCAUCAGCUGGAACUGUUGGCGGCUGACAGAGGUCGUUCCCGGGCUGCUUCGUCUCCAGCGGUGUGUGUGACGCGCCGUCAACGGAGCUGUCAAACGGUCCUCUCCACAGCCGCAGAGGUGCCAAGAAGAAGAAGAAGAAGAAGAAGAAGAGAAGAAGAAGAAGAAGAAGAAGAAGAAGAAUGGCCUCAGCUCAGUCCGUGCUGCUGCUGGCAGUGCACGUCCUGCUCAUCUCCGAGUUCCUCCUGGCCACGAGGGACUACUACGCCAUCCUGGGGCUGCCCCGAGACGCCACCGAGCGCCAGGUGAAGAAGGCCUUCCACAAGCUCGCCCUCAAGUACCACCCGGACCGCAACAAGGGCCCCGGCGCCGAGGCCAAGUUCAGAGACAUAGCGGAGGCAUAUGAGACGUUAUCCGACGAUAAGAGGAGGCGAGAGUAUGACCAGUUUGGCCAUGGCCCAUCCCCAGGGGAGGGACACAGGGGAGGGGGAGGAGGAGGAGGCAACUUCAAACAGCAGCACCAGUCCUUCAACUUCAACUUCGAUGACAUUUUCAAAGACCAUGACUCUUUUGGUCAGCAGCAGCAGGAACAACAGCACCAACACCACUUUCACUCCCACGCCCAAAAUCAAGCCCAUCAGAAGAGACACUUCGACAGCCACUUCCAGGCACACCGCGAGGCCAUGAACAGGCAGAGGAGACAGUUUCAGCAAGGGGGCUUUGGUGGCGGACUCUUCGACGACAUGUUUGAGGACUUGGAGAAGAUGUUCUCCUUUAGCACGCACAGCUCCAGGACGGACAGCCGAUUCCAGAGCACGGGGAAGCAGCAUUGCAGGACAGUGACCCAGCGCAGGGGGAACAUGGUGACCACCUUCACCGACUGCUCCUGAGACGAGGAGCAGGGAACGGCCCUCGAUGAGAGGGCCGCCACUCGGGACACUCGCUUGGGGAAUUGAUUGCUAAUUUAUCCCCUCGGUGGAACAGAGAAUGGUUUUGUGUGGCUUUUGUGAUGUUCUGUAUGUAACUUCCUCUAGGAACAAAUAUCCAAGCCGGUCUGAUAAAACGGCUGCUUCCAAGCAAUAACUCACAACUCACUUAUUCCUCCUAGCACAGUGGUACGUUAUAGGUUCAUUUAGAUAACUCCUCAUUAUUCCCCUUUCCAGUUUUAUUAUUUUUACUGAUACAAUUUACUAGACUCAGGUAUGGCCUAAAUAAAGAUACUUUAAAUUAUCUUUUGUUAGCAGAGAGGCAAUAAGAUGUAUUAAACAUCAGUAAUAACCUUGCGAAACAUUCAUCCUGCAGCUUACAAGGCCAUACUAUUACUGUGCUCUCUACAACAUGAACCCUUUUUGCGGAUAUAAAACCAGGUUAUGCUGAACUUGUGUACUGCUAGAUUUGUAAAUUUUUUUAUUUCUUGGUUUUUAUUCAUUAGCUCAAAGAUUCAACACAUUUAUAGCACUUGCAUCAAACUGUGUCGUGAAAAUGGGAGUGUUCACAUCCCGCGAUGUGUCCAAGUUAGCCAUUAUCAACUGUUACCUCGUUUUGAGCUUCUUUCUACAGAGCUGCAUCUACCUUCCUUCAGUCAGGGUCGGAACGUAAUCUCAGUCCCACGACAAAUACUGGUGAACGUAGCCACCGGCACUGUUUGUGUGCUCAGCUGUUUAACCAGUUGCUUUGAUGGUGACAGUGUCCUGGGGGUCGUCUGCCAGUGAAGCUGAAUGGUCUGAAAAGUUAAGUUCCCUGAACUGAUCAUAAUGUGCAAUAUUCAGUACCUUUGCUCUUCACGUUGCCUAUCGUUCAAAGACAGUGCUAUGUUAAUGUCAUUGUCUGAUGUCUGCACUUUGUGUGUGUGUGUGUGCGCGUGUGUGUGCUUGUGUGCGUGCGUGCAUUGAGAGAGCUCUGAUAGUUGAUUUGUUGCAAUAUGUUUGAAGAAUGAAUAAAAAGUUACAAGAACAAA
Messenger RNA from Scophthalmus maximus (turbot), 2036 nucleotides. Its product is annotated as dnaJ homolog subfamily B member 9-like. NCBI's taxonomy places the organism in Eukaryota, Metazoa, Chordata, Actinopteri, Pleuronectiformes, Scophthalmidae. Gene Ontology annotation, cellular component: endoplasmic reticulum. The transcript has 3 exons. Bases 262 to 969 code for a protein of 235 amino acids. Gene Ontology annotation, molecular function: misfolded protein binding; protein-folding chaperone binding. The record is from RefSeq and is a predicted model, not a curated record.